Messenger RNA from Colletotrichum scovillei, 1971 nucleotides. RefSeq lists its product as uncharacterized. The transcript is spliced from 3 exons. The record is from RefSeq and is a predicted model, not a curated record. Lineage: Eukaryota; Fungi; Ascomycota; Sordariomycetes; Glomerellales; Glomerellaceae. Gene Ontology annotation, cellular component: endoplasmic reticulum. Bases 44 to 1333 code for a protein of 429 amino acids. Gene Ontology annotation, molecular function: dol-P-Man:Man(5)GlcNAc(2)-PP-Dol alpha-1,3-mannosyltransferase activity.
CAAGCUUUCCCAACCUGCGCAAUUCAGCCUGUGAAGCCUCACCAUGGCCGAGCCAGCGCCCCCAAUCUACGUGCAGGCAUCUCGCUUUGUGCUGGAUGUUGCCAAUGGCCGGCAUGCACUCUCCAAGGCCAUACCACCCGUCCUUCUUGCGCUAGAUGCUGUCCUUUGUGGGCUCAUCAUCUGGAAGAUCCCCUAUACAGAAAUCGACUGGGUAGCCUACAUGGAGCAAAUCUCCCAAUACGUAUCGGGCGAACGCGACUAUACCAAGAUCAAAGGCGGCACCGGACCGCUCGUAUACCCUGCCGCCCACGUGUACACAUACACGGGCCUAUACUACCUCACCGACGAGGGCAAGAACAUCUUCCUCGCCCAGCAGCUGUUUGCGAUCCUAUACCUGGCGACUCUUGCCGUCGUAAUGGCCUGCUACUGGCAAGCAAAGGUCCCGCCCUACAUCUUCCCGCUCCUGAUCCUUUCGAAGCGCCUCCACAGCGUCUUUGUUCUGCGCUGCUUCAACGACUGCUUCGCGACCCUCUUCCUCUGGCUCGCCAUCUUCUUCUUCCAGAAGCGACUUUGGACACCGGGCGCGAUCCUAUACAGCUGGGGCCUGGGAAUCAAAAUGUCACUGCUGCUCGUCCUCCCCGCCGUGGGAAUCGUGCUCUUCCUCGGACGCGGCUUUGGUGGAAGUCUACGCGCGGCAUGGCUCAUGGCACAGGUGCAAAUCGUCAUUGGGAUCCCCUUCUUCUCGAACAACGCCAAGGGGUACCUCGGUCGUGCAUUUGAGCUGUCACGGCAAUUCUUCUUCAAGUGGACGGUCAAUUGGCGCUUCGUGGGCGAGGAGACGUUCCUCAGCAAGCCCUUUUCAAUUGCACUACUGGGACUGCACGCGACGGCCCUGCUCGUCUUUGUUUUUACGCGGUGGCUCAAGCCCAUGCAGAGACCCUUGUCGUCCCUCCUCCCGGCGAUGCUCCGAGGCAAAUCCCCCUUCUCGGCGCUGGAGGAGGCCCAGGUGGCCAGCCGGGUGACGCCGCGCUACAUCCUAACCACGAUCCUCUCGGCCAAUGUCAUGGGCCUCCUCUUUGCCCGGUCUCUCCAUUACCAGUUCUACGCCUAUCUAGCCUGGUCGACGCCGUACCUCCUCUGGCGCAGCGGUCUCCCCUUUUACGUGGUGUAUAUCCUCUGGGCGGCGCAGGAGUGGGCGUGGAACGUGUAUCCCAGUACCGACCUGAGUUCGGAGGUUGUCGUGGGCGUCAUGGCGGUCACCGUGGCGGCUACGUGGUUCGGCACGGCAGAUGAGGGUGCGCCGGCCGAAAAGCCGGAGUCGAAGAAGCGGUGAUGCGAUAGCAAUGGUGGUGGUGCUUGAAUAGGGGAAAUCGUUCAAGUCAUGUAAAAAGUCGCAUCUCGCAUCAGUAGUCGUCCUCGGAAUCGGAUGGCGGCAUCUUGCCCACAUUGGACUCUUCUUCGUCGCUGUCCUCGUACGUGUUCGUCUUUACAAACUCCUUGGGCCUGGCAAUUCAUCAGUCAGUAACCGAAGUGAAGAGCACAUACAUCUGCAAAUAGUGUGGGAAAGCUCACCAGUAAGCUUGCUUGCGCCAGGCCUUCUCGUCGCGAACGACGUUGAUAAUCUCGCCCAUGACGCGCCCGUCAUUCUCCUCGUACUUCUCGGCCAAGACGAAGCCGCCGCGCUUGAUCCAGAUCGUGUUGCGGAAGCGCUGGGCGAGCUCCAGGAUAAAGUCCUUCUUGUUGGGCAGCUCGCAGGCGUAGAGGUUGUUGCCCUCGGCCUUGACGACGCGCACGAUGGCCUGGUUCUUUUCCAGGGUUGCGGGAGGAGUCAGGGUGUCUUCGGCCGCCUGGAGGGCGGAGCGCUUUGGUUUGCCCAUUGGGUUUAUGGCUGGCUGCUAGGAUGUUCGAGACUGAGCAAGAUGAUGGGAUCAGGGAACUUUUUUUUUCUGGUGGUGAGUGACAAUGGUGGGG